Molecule: messenger RNA, 978 nt
Organism: Momordica charantia (bitter melon)
Lineage: Eukaryota; Viridiplantae; Streptophyta; Magnoliopsida; Cucurbitales; Cucurbitaceae
Source: RefSeq, a predicted model, not a curated record
AUGGGGGAGGAUCUGUUUUGGGCCAUUACAGGAGGUGGGGCCGCCAGUUUUGGCGUCGUGAUUUCGUGGAAGAUUAAACUGGUCUCCGUUCCCAAAACUGUAACCGUUUUCAAUGUCAGAAUCACUGUAGAACAAGGCGCGCUCGAUGUGGCCCAUCGCUGGCAAUUUGUGGCCCCACAUUUACCCAACGAGUUGUUCAUAAGAGCAACGCAUAGCGUAGUGGUUUCGACUACGAAAGAAGGCGAGUUCACAGUACAGGUUUCGUUCAUCGGUCUGUUUUUGGGAUCGACGAAGCCGCUGAUUUCGUUAAUGAAGCGGAGGUUCCCUGAAUUGGGUUUAAAGAAGAGCGAUUGCAGCGAAAGAAGCUGGGCCGAAUCCACUCUUUUCUGGUACGGCUUCCCAGAAGGAAGCACCAUUGAAAGUCUUCUCGACAGACCCAAAAACGGGUCGGUUUAUUUCAAGAGCAGGUCUGAUUACGUGAAGAAGGCGAUCCCAAAGGAAGGGAUCGCAUCGAUUUGGGAGACCAUGAUUGGGUUUGAGAACACCCAGUUGGUGAUGCAGUGGAACCCCUACGGAGGAAGAAUGGCGGAAAUUUCGGAAUCGGCGACUCCAUUUCCUCACAGAGCAGGGAACUUGUUCAAGAUUCAAUACCCACUGGCGUGGACGGAGGAAGGAACCAAAUCUGAAAAAUUCCAUCUGAAUAUGUCGAGAAGUUUGUUCGAUUUCAUGACCCCAUUCGUGUCGAGUUCUCCGAGGGAAGCAUUUUUUAACUACAGGGAUCUUGACAUUGGGGCGAAUCCAAGCGAUGAAACGAAUUAUGGGGUGGCGGAGGAAUUUGGAAGGAAGUAUUUUAAAGGGAAUUUUGAUAGACUGGUGGAAGUGAAAACGAGAGUGGAUCCUCAUAAUUUCUUCAGAAAUGAACAGAGUAUCCCUCCGCUGCCGAAUUCAAGAGGAAAGUUUCAACAUAAUUUAAACUAA